Molecule: messenger RNA, 2143 nt
Organism: Topomyia yanbarensis
Lineage: Eukaryota; Metazoa; Arthropoda; Insecta; Diptera; Culicidae
Product: putative fatty acyl-CoA reductase CG5065
Exons: 7
Coding region: 522-2084 (520 amino acids)
Biological process (GO): long-chain fatty-acyl-CoA metabolic process
Cellular component (GO): peroxisome
Molecular function (GO): alcohol-forming very long-chain fatty acyl-CoA reductase (NADP+) activity
Source: RefSeq, a predicted model, not a curated record
GUAAAAUGUGUAAUUUAAAUGUAAAAAGGGAGGAAUAAGAGAUUAGUGUGUACUGCAAGAGGUGGGCAUUUGACAGCCCGCUUGAAAACAAAAGAUCGCUGCACAAUUUGCUUGAAAACAAAUCCCCGGAAGAACGGGUGCCAAAAUAAAAAUGGAUAGUCUGAUAAAAGAGGUUGACCGAGUACGGUCGGUGGCGGUCGGCGACUCCCGCCGAAAAAAAAAGUUUAGUCGGAAAAGAUAGUUGACCGAGCACGGUCGAGAGCGGUGGUGUUUCUCCCCGCUGUAGAUUCGGAUAAAAGAGGUUGACCGAGUACGGUCGGUGGUUUCCCGAUAUUCUAAUCGUGUGAGAACCGUAGAGUGGUGUUGGGACGUGAAAGAAACCUAAAGCAAAACAGUGCUGGGACGGAAUGGGAGACCGCAGCGUUUGGGUCCAGAUAAGAACAAAGUGAAAGGAAACAUCUAUAAAUACGACAAGAUUUGCGCGCUUCCGGGACUAGUCCGGAAGAUUCGGUCGUUGAAAGAUGAAGUGUUUUCAGAAGACUGCAAUGUCCGAGAGUUACUCUAGUGAUCACUAUGUGUCAGUUCCCGAGUUUUACGCCGGGAUCGAUGUGUUCAUUACUGGCGGUACUGGCUUCAUGGGUAAAGUGCUGAUCGAGAAGCUGCUCCGGUGCUGCCCAGACGUUCGCCGCGUGUUUGUGCUGAUGCGUUGCAAGCGGGGCAAAACGCCCGAUGCCCGUGUCCAGGAGCUGACCAAUAAUCCACUAUUCAAGUGUCUGAAGAUGCAAAAUCCGGCCACAUUGGCCAAGCUGGUGCCCAUGUUUGGCGACUGUAUGCAGUUACGACUCGGCAUGUGCGAUGACGACAUCCGCCGGUUGGAAAGUGUUUCGGUCGUGUUUCACUUAGCUGCCAGCGUGCGGUUCGAUGAUCCGCUCAAGGAUGCCAUUCUGACUAAUGUGCUGUCGACGAGGGAAAUUUUUGAGAUUUGCAAAGGGUUGCCGGAGCUGAAAGCCAUGGUUCACGUGUCGACGGCGUACAGCAAUCCGGAGCAAAGAAACGUGGAAGAGCGGUUGUACCCACCAAAAGCGGAUUGGAGGAAAAUGUUGGACUGUGCUCUGAAGUUUGACCAUGAAGUAUUAGAUAUUCUAACCGAUAAGAUCACCAACUUCGCCCCUAACACGUACACCUUCACCAAGGGUCUCGCCGAGCAGGUAUGCAAGGAGUACCAAGAUCAGCUGCCGCUUGUUAUUUUCCGCCCAUCGGUUGUGGUGAACACAAUCGACGAACCCCUCGUCGGGUGGAUCGAUAACCUGAACGGUCCGUCCGGUAUGCUGGUAGGUGCGGGAACCGGUGUCGUGCGAACGGAUUUGAUGCCAAUCGAAAACAGCGUCAACGCCAUUCCGGCAGAUAUCUGCAUAAAAGCACUGAUUUUGGCUGCAUGGCGGCGUGGUACCAAAGAGGAAACCCUAAGGCGGAACUUCCUACCCGUGUACAACAGCGCCGUGGAGGGCGAACAUACAUGGCAGUACCGGAAGGUGCUGGACUGCGGUAAAGCAAACAUGACUAAACUUGUGACCAAUCGGUUACUGUGGGUACCUGGCGGAUCGUUGACCACGUGGCGAAUCAAGUAUUAUCUGAUGGUGCUGCUAGUGCACAUUCUGCCGGCGAUGCUGGUCGAUGCGCUGUGCUUGGUGACCGGGAAGUCAACAUUCUUGUUAAAGAUACAACGGAAGGUAUUCCUCGCGCAAUCAUGUCUGCGAUAUUUCGCCUUCAAUCAGUGGAAUUUUGAAACGAAACGUUUGCAAUCACUGCGGAAUGAUCUGCGAGGUAAAGAUGUAGACAACUUCAGCUGGCACCUGUCGGAGCAGCGGAUCGACCAGUUCUACUACGACUGCUGGCUGGGCGUGCGGCGCUAUCUGUUGAACGAUCCGGACGAGACGCUACCGCAGGCCAUCCGCAAGGUACAUCGGCUAAUCGUGAUCGACCGGUUGCUGAAGAUUGGCCUUGGCCUGCUGGCGGCGUACGUACUUUGGAAAAGUUCAUUCUUUCAGAAUCUGGAAACCCAAUUGGUGCGGUUCAGUCGAUGAAACUCGUGUUUGGAAGGGAGCAAUGUGAAAUAAAGAAAACGCCUUUUGUGGUGACACUA